AUGGUCCUAAGCUCCUCAAAAAGGCGACGGCUCAGGAAGGCCAAAAGAGCGACGGAACAGCAACAGCUGAUUACCGGCUCUCAGAGGAUACCUGAGAACCCUGGAACUGCCCCCGCGGUUACCACAACUGCAGGACGCGGGAAAAGGGCACCGAAGCCGACUGGGUCCUCUGCCGCGCUCAAGCCUAUUGGCUCUAGGUGCGGUAAAGGACCUAGAGGGGGGUACCAAACCAAAAACCCAAACCAAACCAAACAACAAACAAAGGGCCAGAAACGCGAUCGGCCAGAGGAAACCGUGACACCGACUGGGGAGAGUAAAAGGGUUAAACCUAACAAACUCCGGCUGGAGUCAGGGACCUCGGCCAGUUACGCGGAAGCGGCAGCAUCCUACAAAGCCAACGAGCUUUGUGUUGCCGUGAUGACUGAGCCCUUUAUAGACAUGACACAAGAACAGGCAGAUAACAUCCGCCUACAAAUCGAGGGUAAAAUCCAAGAUGAGCUCAUGGCGGAUCUUGAAGCUACCCUAGCAACUGAACCCAACGACAUCAGAUUCCGGGGAAGAGCCCACUUCUCAGAUGGUGUCCUCAAAACUUGGUGCGAGGAUACCUACACGCUGGGAUGGCUUACCGGAGCAUGUGAUGUCAUCAAUAAUCCGAUACCGGACACCAAACUGGUGGUACGGCCUCAGUCAGACAUUCCGAAGAAGGUGCCGUGCUUACUGCAUGUUCCAGGGUUCACUGGUAGCACGGAAACUUUACGGAAACUGAUCACCAGGCAAAACCGCCACCUAAACAUCAGAUCUUGGACCCUGACUCACGAACGUAGAACACAGGACCCGACAGGCGUAUCUUUGUUCCUUCGUGUUCCGGAAUAUGAGAUCUCAAAGAUCAAGGCUCACGAACGUCGCAUCUACUAUCUGAUGGGGAACAUCUAUAUCCGAAUUCUGGAAAAGGAUGAACCCUCAGUGGUAGCUGCCGCCACAGUAACUACUGCCAGUACAUCGGGGACGGGAUCCUCGGGGCCAAAGCCGCCCUCGUCAACGACGGAGAUAGCCGCGGUUGCCGAGGAGACAGGGGGGAGUGAAUUCAGCGACAGCUGUUUGCGCUCCUCCCCCUAACCGGACUGACCUUAUCCAGACCAACCUCCAGCACAGCCAAACAGCGUCGGCUUCACUACGCAGACUGCUGGAGACCAACCCGAAGACCAUUGCCGCGAUCCAGGAGCCGUGGAUCAGGAAUGGCAAGGUAUGCGGCCUGGGUAACACCGGUGGUAAACUUUUGCUGGAUACCUCAGGACCUUACAACCAUUAGGUUACCUAGGGACGCACAUCCAGACAUCGUCCUGGCGUCCGCCUACCUACCGGGUGACGAGGACGUGCCCACUCCAGAACUCGGCCUUCUGGCUGACUACUGUGAGAGGGAGAAACUGGAGCUUAUAAUCGCAGCAGACUCCAACGCGCACCACACGCUAUGGGGUAAUGCAAAUACCAACGCUCGAGGUGAGAAUAUGCUUAACUUCAUUCUUAGCAAUAAUCUUAUCUUAGCAAACAGCGGCUCUGAACCAACCUUUAUCAACGCACGCUCGCAAACCAUAAUCGAUCUAACAAUGGUGACCUCUGGUCUGUCAGAUCACAUACAGGAUUGGCAUGUCUCCAGAGAGCUAUCAUGCUCAGAUCACAGGUGGAUCCGCUUUACAAUCAAAGGGGAGCUACCUAAACCACAACCACGACGCAUACCUCGGAGAACUGAUUCAGUAAAAUUUUACAAUAUAAUCGACUCAGAGGUAAGCAAACUAACAAUACCAACCACCAUUGAUGUACAAGACAUAGACAAACAUGUAAAUAACCUAACGUCCCUACUCCAGACCAGCUUUGAACGGUCGUGUCCCCUUACCAUGCCUAGGUGGGGGAGUAGACAUAACUGGUGGUGCCCCGAACUGGAGAGACACCGAAAGAAGGUCAGGAAGCUGUUCAAUAGAGCAGGAAAUACCCGUUUACCUGCCGACUGGGACAAGUACACAAUCGCGAGAAGACGAUUCAAAAAACUUUUACGCUCUAGGAAGCAAGAGUGCUGGAGACACUUCUGCACCAGCAUUGAAAGCAACAACCAGGCAACCAGAGUGAAAUCAUGCCUCUCUAGUGAGCCUUAUCACUCAAUUGGUUGUCUUAAAAAACCUGAUAAAUCAUUUACAAAAACCGAUGCAGAAACAUGUGAACUACUGAUGGAAACACACUUUCCAGGCUGCAUAAUUGCCAACGACCAAGCAUGGCAACCCUACUCAGAAAGUGCCACCACCGACUCAGACUGGAAUGUAGCUCACAAAAUAAUCACAAAUGAAAAAGUAACAUGGGCAAUCAACUCCUUCCUACCAUUCAAAGCGGCUGGCCUGGAUGGCAUCUUCCCAGGCCUACUAAGAUGGAGUAGAAACCUUUUGGUGGACUAUCUUGUCUCAAUCUUCCGAGCAUGUAUAGCCCACCGCUACAUACCCUUGAAAUGGAGGGAAGUGAAAAUAAUAUUCAUCCCAAAACCAGGCAGAGAGGACUAUACCCAGGCAAAAUCCUUCAGACCCAUAAGCCUCACAUCUUUCCUGUUAAAAACAAUGGAGAGGCUUGGAGAUCUGGAAAUACGUAGCCAGGUAUCGCUAUCCAAAUUCCUGCACCCAAAUCAGCAUGCCUACAGCCCAGGCAAGUCAACGGAUUCAUCACUCCACAACGUUGUGUCUCGCAUUGGCGACUCCCUGAAGUUAAAACAGUCAACCCUUGGUGCAUUUAUUGACAUCGAAGGCGCUUUUGACAAAACAAACUUCACGAGCAUUACCAGAGCACUCGUUACAUGUGGAGUAUCAUCAACCCUGAUAGAGUGGAUAAACAACAUGCUAAAACAACGAGCUAUACAGUUCACUGUUAAUUCCACGACACGGGGCAUUGUCAGCAGAGGCUGCCCGCAAGGUGGUGUCUUAUCGCCGCUACUGUGGAACCUUGUAGUUAACGAGCUCAUCACAGAACUCAACGCUGGCAACCUCUACACAGUGGGUUAUGCGGACGACAUAGCUAUCUUGAUAUCGGGAAGCUUUGAAAGUACCCUAUGCGAUCUCAUGGGAAGGGCUUUCAAAGUAAUUGAGAGAUGGUGCAUCAAGCACGAGCUAUCUGUCAACCCAUCAAAAACAGAGCUAAUACUCUUUACAAACCGGAGGGUUCUGGGACCACACAGGCUUCCAAAACUCUUCAACACACAACUCAAACUCAAAAAUGAAAUAAAGUACCUGGGUGUGAUUCUGGACAGUAAACUGCUCUGGAACAAACACCUAGAACACAAACUGAGCAAAGCAACGAUCGCCUUCUAUCAAUGCAAA
Messenger RNA from Pieris brassicae (large cabbage white), 3350 nucleotides. RefSeq lists its product as uncharacterized. The coding region runs from base 1 to 1116 and encodes 371 amino acids. Lineage: Eukaryota; Metazoa; Arthropoda; Insecta; Lepidoptera; Pieridae. The transcript has 3 exons. The record is from RefSeq and is a predicted model, not a curated record.